AUGUCCUCCACAAAAGGUCUCCAGGGCCGUCUGAAAGAGCUGUCUAUGGCCUUGGGUCAGAUACAACCUCUCGUUAAUCGACUCCGCGAUUUUACUGCUUCUAUUGGACAGGGAGAUGAGGCGCGCCUAGAGCUCGGGAGCGAGAUACACUCUCGGUUGAAGGAUGCCGAGCAGGAUUUGGAGUUAUUACGGGUUGAUCUUGAGGCACUGGAAACGGCCACAGAUACCAGACGAAAAGUGUCGGCCGUUCAUGGCGAGAAAGAGGCUGAAAGGGAGCGGGUUGCUUCCAUGGCGGGGCGGUUGGCCGAGGAGCUCAAGAAGUGGGUUACACUGAUCUGGACACGAGGUGACUUCCGAAACGCGCAAUUGCAAGCGAAGCGGAAUGCAGAGAUCGCCAAGCGGAAGGAGAGAGAGUUGCUGCUAUCGCGAUCAACGACUUCGGAGAAAAAGCAACCUUCUGAUCGAUUCACCCAAGAUGAUCUUGUUUUGAAUGCUUCGAAUGAUGUGACAUCCGCUCUGCGCAGGACGCAUCAACUCAUGCAGGCAGAACUUUCUCGCAGCGCAUUUGCUCAGGAAACACUUGAGCAAUCUACAGUUGCUAUCAACUCCCUGUCCGAGUCCUACAGCGGUCUCGAUACACUUCUUUCAUCAUCCCGCAGCCUUGCUAAUUCUCUUCUCCGCUCACAAAAAUCCGAUACUUGGUACCUUGAAACUGCCUUUUACGUUCUUAUUGGAACAAUCACAUGGCUUGUCUUCCGGCGUGUUCUAUAUGGUCCUCUUUGGUGGCUCCUAUGGCUCCCCUUGAAGCUCAUUGCUCGCGGUGUGUUUGCAGCUUUAGGCGUGGCUGGAGCCUCCAGCGCCGCUAUGCAGUCAUCUGCCGGCUCGCUUUCUGGCGAUAUAUCAUCUGUCAUUCACGAGACAGCUACGGCUAUUGCGGGAGGCACUGUGACACCGUCCGCUGCAUGGGAAGAAGCGUCAGUACCAACUGAUACUGAUAGCGUGAUUGAUAAAAUUGGUCGUAUGGUUGAAGAAGGCAAAGAAGAAAGUGCUGGUAUUGAUGAUAUAACGCCCGAGGAGAGAGAAAGACAAGAUGCACUUCCACGGAAUACGAAAAAGCGGAUGUAUGAGGAUGAACCGGUGCGAGAUGAGCUAUAG
This is a messenger RNA of Penicillium nucicola, 1155 nucleotides long. RefSeq names its product putative protein transport membrane glycoprotein Sec20. The transcript is spliced from 3 exons. Gene Ontology annotation, biological process: retrograde vesicle-mediated transport, Golgi to endoplasmic reticulum. Gene Ontology annotation, cellular component: endoplasmic reticulum; SNARE complex. Bases 1 to 1155 code for a protein of 384 amino acids. Gene Ontology annotation, molecular function: SNAP receptor activity. The record is from RefSeq and is a predicted model, not a curated record. Lineage: Eukaryota; Fungi; Ascomycota; Eurotiomycetes; Eurotiales; Aspergillaceae.